Molecule: messenger RNA, 405 nt
Organism: Gongylonema pulchrum
Lineage: Eukaryota; Metazoa; Nematoda; Chromadorea; Rhabditida; Gongylonematidae
Source: the annotation of a GenBank genome assembly
AUGUUUAACGGUCUCUUUCAGAUUUUCCUUACUCCGCUGAGUAUCGAAGUAGUGCAGAGGCUUAUCGAAAGGGCUGGAAUGAUGUUAACGGCGAUUCAUCCUGCUUCAGUUAUUCAACACAUUUACGCGUCUUGCGCACUCCGAUGUCACAAACAACCAAUCACUGCUGAAAGCAAGACUGUAAAACAAGGAACUACGCUACCAGAAGUGAACGCACAUAUUGGUGUGCCCCCCGUCUAUAUCACAUUGUUUCAAUGCGCGGUUGUCGAGAAUACCGUACCGAAGGGCACGAAAGAUGACCUUUUCACAAGCGCUAACGUUGAUUGCACUGUUAACACAAUUGCUGGAAAAGAGUGCUCUUUUAAUGUAUUUGCUGCUCGGAAUCCCAACGUGGGUUUCCUUUAA